Molecule: messenger RNA, 254 nt
Organism: Drosophila miranda
Lineage: Eukaryota; Metazoa; Arthropoda; Insecta; Diptera; Drosophilidae
Product: accessory gland protein Acp62F-like
Exons: 1
Source: RefSeq, a predicted model, not a curated record
UACAAGUCGCGCACCUGUCCGCCGAAGAUCUGCGGGGGUCCGUGCGUCUGCAUCGAGGGCCAUGUGAUCGACGAGCGGCGAUCGGGCUGCGUUCUGCGGAUAGAUUGCGGGCAGAAGCAGCUGAAUGUUCCCUCGUACCAAGUGAGCAGCGUGAAGUACUUUGGUGCCAAUUACGGCCAAUACCUUAUCCCUACAUGAAGGAAUUGUGAAAUUACUAAUGUGAGUGCAACCAAAUAAAAAUAAAUCAGUGCCGA